AUGCCCUUCCGAGAAUUCGCUAGAUUGAAGCUUGUAGCAAGCGUGACCUCGGAAGGGAACACUAUGAUGAAAUUCGAGCCCUCACCCGCACCUGUAGUCGAAGACGGUUUUGACCCCAAUGUGCUCUUCCACUUUGAGAGUAGUCUGUGUAAUGGGAUUAACACAUUAACCGUCUACGUUAGUCCUGUGGUCUCGACGUCUACUUCUAGAAAUCAAGAUCGCACGGAUGAGCCAUUGAAUUCCUUACCAGGAUCAGAUUUUCAAGAGACAUUGGGCUCUUCAUUCUCGCAAUGGGCGGGAGAAAUGUCGAACCUGAAUCCAUUGUUUGGACAACUUCACACAUCACCACUUCCACAAGGCACUCCCGGACCAGAUGUGUCUCUUGCUCCAUCUCCCAGCUCAAUAUCUCAUCGGAGAACGAACCAGUGUUAUAUCCCAGCUUUUCCUGACUACGAAGACAGCGUUGAUGCGAUGGUAAAUAAUUUUCAAUAUUGGACAGACCCUUUUGCCAUGUCAUUCCCCAAACAUCGUACAAGCUCAACAUCAUCCGUCUCACUUCCAACCACUCCGAGCGGCACUACCUCUCCAGCUUCAAAUUUGUCGGAAAUAUCUAUGGAUGAUCUAGGAAGCAUUUCCUCGCCGGAAGCUGUUUACGGAUGUACUCCCCAUCAUCCCUCCGAAGCACACAGACAAGCGGCGUCGUCCUCAUCACUAGCACCACGGCAUCGUGCUCAUUCCAGAUCGCGACGGUCUAGCUCUCAUCCUAACCAUUUGAGUCGCCGUGGGGUUCCCACAAAAUCAUCCUUCCCUUGUACUUUUGAUCCAUGCCCGGAAGUAUUUUCGCGGAAACAUGAUCGUAUGCGUCACGAAGUCGCACAACACGGUUUGAAAUGUCAAUGGGUUUGCGAUAGAUGCCGAAAAUUCUUUGCCUCCGAAAAGACCCUUGCAAAACAUAAAUGCAGCGUGAAUAGCGAUAUCCGUUGGACUACUUCGACCGGCCAGGACGGAGAUAGCUUUAUGUCUAUCUAG
Messenger RNA from Lentinula edodes (shiitake mushroom), 1029 nucleotides. RefSeq lists its product as uncharacterized. The coding region runs from base 1 to 1029 and encodes 342 amino acids. The record is from RefSeq and is a predicted model, not a curated record. NCBI's taxonomy places the organism in Eukaryota, Fungi, Basidiomycota, Agaricomycetes, Agaricales, Omphalotaceae. The transcript has 2 exons.